ACCCAGUGACAGAAUGUGUCACCUAGAUAUCUCAUGCAUCAUUCAUUGAUACAUACCAUGUCCGUUUUUGUCUCAUUCUAUUCUUCGACAAUGAAUAAAAGACUGGAGGUGGACUAGCUGAACUUGCCGUGACAAUGGAGAGUGUAACUGUUGCAAGGCCACCGGAAGUUUCAGCAGCCACUGCUGUUGGAUUACCCGUUGCUGGUCUCACAGCUCACCAGGCUCUUACACAACCUGGUGGGAUCAAGCUUGAUGGAAGUGGUCCGCAAGCAAACAUCCUGAUCACAGCUGCUUCAGGUGGUGAAGGUCUCUACGCGGUUCAGUUGGCAAAGCUCGGAAAUACUCAUAUUACAGCCACUUGUGGUGCCUGCAACAUUGAACUGGUCAAAAGCCUAGGGGCUGAUGAGGUUAUUGACUACAAGACCCCAGAAGGUGCAGCUCGUAGGAGUCCAUCUGGUCGAAAAUAUGAUGUUGUGAUCCAAUGUGCAACAGGCAUUCCUUGGUCAACUUUUGAGCCUAAUUUGAGUGCGAACAGUAAGGUAAUAGAUAUUACUCGCACCCUCAGCUCUCUGUUGCGCGUUGCACUGAAGAAAUUUACCUUUUCUAAGAAGCAACUGGUGCCACUGUUCUUAUCUCCCAAGGCUGAUAACCUUGAGUAUCUUACUAAGUUGGUGAAAGAAGGGAAGCUGAAGACUAUAAUUGACUCAAAGUAUCCCCUGGCCAAGGCGGAGGAUGCUUGGGCUAAGAUCAGCAAUGGCCAUGCUACCGGAAAGAUAAUUGUGGAGCCUUAGUUUUGGCCAUGCUAUGUUUUGAAUUGCAGUGUUAUGUAGUUAUAUGAGAAGUUUGUGACUAUG
Molecule: messenger RNA, 854 nt
Organism: Pyrus x bretschneideri (Chinese white pear)
Lineage: Eukaryota; Viridiplantae; Streptophyta; Magnoliopsida; Rosales; Rosaceae
Product: chloroplast envelope quinone oxidoreductase homolog
Exons: 1
Coding region: 135-791 (218 amino acids)
Source: RefSeq, a predicted model, not a curated record